Coffea eugenioides is the source of this 1056-nucleotide messenger RNA. RefSeq lists its product as uncharacterized. Lineage: Eukaryota; Viridiplantae; Streptophyta; Magnoliopsida; Gentianales; Rubiaceae. Bases 88 to 864 code for a protein of 258 amino acids. The transcript is spliced from 3 exons. Gene Ontology annotation, biological process: DNA-templated transcription termination. The record is from RefSeq and is a predicted model, not a curated record.
CCAAUUUUUAGAGUCAAUCUAAUCCUUAAAGAUCUAAGAAUAGGAUUCCAUAGAGAAUCUGCUGAGGUUUUGAAGAAACAAAGAAUUAUGAGUGUAGUUGCUUUUUGUUUUCAGUCUUCUAUAUUUCACUUGUCAUCUUUCUCUGCCUUGAGCAAAAGCGAGUUUUUUCCUCUCAAAGUAAAAGAGUUUACAGAUGGACCUCUACUGUUUGCCUCUAAUAGGGAUAUUUAUUAUCCAGUCGUUUCCAGCAAACAAGCUGAUGGUGAUAGGAAAGGUGUAUCUCCUCAUAGUCCUGGCCUAGGAAGAAUACCAAAAGGGGAUGAGAAUAAGGAAAAUCAAUCCUCCAGAAAUCGGGAAGAGAUCAUUUCUCUUUUUAGACGAAUUCAAUCCUCUAUCUCAAAGGGGUCUGCAAAUUCGAAAAAGAGAAGUUCCCAACCAUCUGAAGAUGGGUCCUCUGCGGAUUCAGUUUUGGAAGUUCUUCGUCAGUCAAGAACAAAAGGGAAAACUGCUACGAAAGAUGGGGACAAGAUUUUGGCUCGGCAGCGAGGUUCACUAAGGAAGGAACAGAAAGCCAAUUAUUCAUCAGUGGUGGACUCAAAGUUAACUCGUCCACCAUCUACUUUUGUGAGGAGGUCCCCAAUUCCUCUGUCAAACAGAGGAGUACCAGCUGACCUUAGAAGUGAUCAGGUGCCUGCUGCAGAUUAUAAGAAGGAAACGGAAAUUCCAGAAUUGAAAGGAUUAGCUCUGCAGAAAGUUGAGGACAUGAAACUUCCUGAGCUUAAAGAACUUGCAAAAUCUAAAGGAAUCAAAGGCUACUCAAAACUUAGAAAGGCCGAACUGGUGAAGUUGCUUAUCACAUCAUAAAUUUGUCAUGUAUGGGAAACGAAAUUUUUGUUUUUACAGAUCCGAUCCUGCUGCCAUUAGCUUUUUAUCCUCCAUCUAGGACCUUUCAAUUUCCCUGUUUCUCUUUAAUUCUUUUGUGUGGCAGAGUAGAUUGUGUCAGUGAAUGUAUUAUGGCCUGAUGAAUGUUUUAGUAAUGCAUUAGUUCCUUGCCAA